UUGCAACGCUUAGCCUGAAUCUCCGGGCGUCUUCGCCGUCGUCCUGAACGGUGGAUGAAGUGAGGGACCAAAGAUGGUGUAAGGUGGGCCACAACGGAGGUUCCGAGUUGCCAAGUUCCAGUCUAUGGUAAAAUGCUCAGCAAAGGGACAUCAUGGUCGAAAAGAUGGGGGCUUUCCUGAAGGCUUCGUCUCUGGCCAGUCUUUUUGAAAGGUCAUCAAGCGAAUCUAUCAGGGGCGCUACCAUGGAGGCAUUGUUGUCCAGUGCAGACCAUGCAUUGUUCAGACGUCUGCUGGCAGACAUAUCAUUGAUAUCUGUGGAGGAGAACAAUACGAGCCAGAUGUAGAUGGCAACGACGACGGUAAGAAAAGAACAAUGAGUGAUUCCCGCUUGUCUGGCUGAUCCACUGAAAUUCGGGAGUGGGUGCUUGUCUGCGCUUCUUGCCGAGAGAUCGAUCGAGCGAAAGCGGCUGCGUCGCGGGCUAUGAGCGCCUUCUUGCUCACUGUUCUGCACGAUGAGCACGAAGACAACAAACAGCGAGCUCAACGUCUCUCUCGAGCCUCACCUCGCAGAGACGUUGCGGCCCUUGGUGUCCCUUCUGCCCGAGGAACUUGCUUCGCAGCUGAUAGCCGUCCUCGCUGACAAUGUCCCAUCACAGAAUUUGGCGAAGAAUCCAGACGUGCCUGCCCUCAUUCCUCAUUCUUUGUUGUCCGCCGUGUCGUUAUGGGCUCGCUCCCCUUCAGGACUGUCUCAGCUAUCCUCGCAAAACCCGCCGCUCGAUCCUCAUGGCUACUCCAUGGUCGCACUUCUAGCUGGCACGAGAACGUCGCCUGAACGUAAAUUUCCAGUCAUCUCAUCUGCUUCGAAUAAUGACCCACAACGGGAAAGAAGUGACCGUCGUGCCAUUGUUGCCAUUCUCAAUGCAUUGCUCAGUAUUCUUGGCUCUGGUGCUGCAACGUGGUGGGCGGCACAACAACUCUCGUGGAAGAGUGAGUGGAGGGUACUCGUGGCCUUGCUUGUUGCUAUGGUGGUGGCCAUCUCAGAAAUUGUCCUCUACCUGAUAUGGGAUGCCCAUCGCUCGAAGAAGUCUUCGGCUCUCCGCCGAGCUCUGAGAAAAAACCAUCCACGCUAUUCCCCAAACGACAAAGUGACUCCAGAUCCCGCAGAUGGGGACGACCUACCCAGAUCUAGCGCAAAAAAACUCAAAAACACUGCAGAUGUGGAAUUGGAAGAUUCCUAUGCUUCGCUUAACGUAGAGCUUCAUACUGAAACUCGUGGAUUACGAGAACGGGUGCCUCAGUCUUCUGCUUCUCGACCACGAGUUAAGGAGCAAGGCAACAUGCCGCCGGCGAGCGUCGAUGAUUCUCACCAAACCUCAUGACAUGACAGUUCGUGUUCUGGAUCAGCCCAGAUGAGUUCUUAUCAUAAUUCUGCAUGUCGUUCGACAAUCCGUGGAGUUAGCCGACAAGAUUCGGAGAUGCGGCGGGAUACCAUCGUUCAGUCCAAGGCAACCGUAGUAAGGAAAUCCAAAGGGAGCUGUUCCAUUGAGCGCCCUGAUCAUCCAAGACAAUUACCAUACACUGUUACGGGACGCUAAAUGAAUGAACAGGGACUCCACGCGAACCUUACGAUUUGCAACGCGAUGCUGUAAUGCUGCUAUUCAUAAACGAUGCUGUUCAUUGUCAUCACAUCCAAACUAUAGACUUGACGUCUCAUU
This is a messenger RNA of Somion occarium, 1715 nucleotides long. The record is from the annotation of a GenBank genome assembly. Lineage: Eukaryota; Fungi; Basidiomycota; Agaricomycetes; Polyporales; Cerrenaceae.